Messenger RNA from Paramisgurnus dabryanus, 908 nucleotides. RefSeq names its product myosin light polypeptide 6-like. Lineage: Eukaryota; Metazoa; Chordata; Actinopteri; Cypriniformes; Cobitidae. Gene Ontology annotation, cellular component: myosin II complex. Gene Ontology annotation, molecular function: calcium ion binding. The record is from RefSeq and is a predicted model, not a curated record.
GCAGCUCCAUCUCAUCCAGCCGCCGUUCCCAAAGUCUUCUGCUCUUCAUCGGGACAAUGGCCCCAAAGAAAGUUGAGGUAAAGAAGCCGGAGCCUAAGAAGCCAGAGCCUAAGAAGCCAGAGCCAAAGAAGCCGGAGCCCAAGAAGGAAGCAGCUCCGGCUCCGCCUCCAGAACCCGAAGUCCCAAAAGAGCCUCCGUUUGAUCCCAAGGCCAUCAAGGUGGAGUUCACCGCCGAUCAGAUAGAAGAUUUCAAAGAGGCUUUCCAGCUGUUCGAUCGCACGCCUAAAAAUGAAAUGAAGAUCACGUACGCUCAGUGCGGAGAUGUGAUGCGAGCUCUGGGCCAUAACCCGACCAAUGCAGAUGUCCUGAAGGUUUUGGGAAAACCCAGACCGGAGGAAAUGAACACCAAGAUGGUGGACUUUGAGACCUUCUUGCCCAUGCUGCAACACAUCGCUCGCUCAAAAGAUCAGGGCACCUUUGAGGAUUUUGUGGAAGGACUAAGGGUUUUUGAUAAGGAGGGAAACGGCACCAUCAUGGGAGCGGAGUUACGUCACGUUCUGGCCACGCUGGGUGAACGGAUGACAGAAGAUGAGGUGGAUCGGCUGAUGGCCGGACAGGAAGAUGCCAACGGCUGCAUUAACUAUUCAUCUUUUGUCAAACACAUUCUUUCAGGAUAAAGAGAACAGUUCACACACAAUAACAAAUCAAUAUGGGUAAAUAAAAACAAUUCAUGGGGACUAUUUUUUUAUUUUUAGAAUUUUUAAACUUUACAAGCAUUAUCUUUGAUAUUUUGCUUGUAGUGGACACAUAGUAAUUGUCUCACACAUUCUGACUGUGCAAAAAAAAACUUAUUGGUAUAUGUGCUCAGUCACAAAAAUUGUAAACAAUAAAGUUAUUUAGCAACAAUU